GCAUUCUUCAAAUACUUGCAUAAGAUGGCAGGUUCCGUGGCAAUCGUGGGCAUCUUCGUCGCCCUCCUCGCCGUGGCCGGCGAGGCGGCUGUGUUCACGGUGGUGAACCAGUGCCCGUUCACCGUGUGGGCCGCGUCCGUGCCGGUGGGCGGCGGGCGGCAGCUGAACCGCGGCGAGAGCUGGCGGAUCACGGCCCCCGCGGGCACGACGGCCGCGCGCAUCUGGGCGCGCACGGGGUGCAAGUUCGACGCGAGCGGGCGCGGGAGCUGCCGCACGGGGGACUGCGGCGGCGUGCUGCAGUGCACUGGGUACGGGCGCGCGCCCAACACGCUGGCGGAGUACGCGCUGAAGCAGUUCAACAACCUCGACUUCUUCGACAUCUCCCUCAUCGACGGCUUCAACGUGCCCAUGAGCUUCCUCCCCGACGGCGGGUCCGGGUGCAGCCGCGGCCCGCGCUGCGCCGUGGACGUGAACGCGCGCUGCCCUGCCGAGCUGCGGCAGGACGGCGUGUGCAACAACGCGUGCCCCGUGUUCAAGAAGGACGAGUACUGCUGCGUCGGCUCGGCGGCCAACGACUGCCACCCGACCAACUACUCCAGGUACUUCAAGGGGCAGUGCCCCGACGCGUACAGCUACCCCAAGGAUGACGCCACCAGCACCUUCACCUGCCCCGCCGGAACCAACUACAAGGUCGUCUUCUGCCCGUGAGGCCGCUGAACUAGCAUCAGCGUGCGCGCGUCGACCAAGAACAAGAAAUAAACGACCGAGGCUGUGUAUGUUGCCCGCCGUGUGCUCAACUGGAGCAAAAAUAAAGCCAACAAAACAAGCACGUGUGAUCUCUAUGUCACCAACUCUAUCACCUUAAUUAAUGGGGCAUUAUGAAGUUGUUUCUUUACAUGCUCGUACUGAAAUUGGGUUUUAUGGACUG
Molecule: messenger RNA, 928 nt
Organism: Zea mays
Lineage: Eukaryota; Viridiplantae; Streptophyta; Magnoliopsida; Poales; Poaceae
Product: stress-induced protein 1
Exons: 1
Coding region: 25-708 (227 amino acids)
Source: RefSeq, marked validated